Ostrinia furnacalis (Asian corn borer) is the source of this 857-nucleotide messenger RNA. RefSeq lists its product as uncharacterized. Bases 209 to 784 code for a protein of 191 amino acids. NCBI's taxonomy places the organism in Eukaryota, Metazoa, Arthropoda, Insecta, Lepidoptera, Crambidae. The transcript has 4 exons. The record is from RefSeq and is a predicted model, not a curated record.
CAGAGGUCCGCAGCAUAUAAAGUGGAUAGUUUUCGUUUGCAUUUAUAAAGGAACAUUACGUGUAUAGCGGCCAGACAAUGCCGGUCUCCAUUAGAUAAAUGGUGUGACAAGUAGUUGAUUCAGUGUAGGCACAAAUUGAGCUGGACGCAGUGGUGAUCGUAUUUUGGUGGAGUACAUUUGUGUUUUGAAGUGUUUUUGUAACGUGAAGAUGUAUUGCGACUGGCCUGUGCUUCAGAGGUGCUGCUUCUGCAUGCCCUUACGAAGGGGAGUCCUGGUGGUUGCAUAUUUAAAUGUCCUGUUCUGCGGGUUCAUGGUGGGUGUAUACAGCUACGCCGUGCACAUCAGCCUGGGAACAGACCUGGUGUACCACGGCACCAACGUCGGGCUGCCGGCGGAGCUGUGCAUCUUCAUAUACCUGCUAGAGCUGGGAUUCAACGCGCUCCUCAUAUACGGCGCUCAUAUGAGAAUAAAAAAAUAUGUGCGAAUCUAUUACUACUUCGCCCUCUGCACCACUCUAACGACCGUCGUCCUGGGCUUAUUCGAGUUGACGGCCAUAAAGCACAUGUUCGUGGUGGUGGAGCUGGUCCUGUUAAUGUUCGCUGGAUUAUGCAUACAAAUAUACAUGCUGGUCCUCGUGUGGAAUUUACUUCAGAAGCUGGAGGACGACGGUCCCAACAUAUACGAGAACCAGCUGCACCAGAUCAUCAACGGUCAGGUCAAAGUUGAGGCCAAUGGGGUCUACAACCCCAGCACUACAAUACCACACGGUGUAGUCGAAGUGUAAAAGUCUAAUACUUAAAUUACAUUUAGUCAUAAGGCAGCAGUGUCAGCGAAAAUCCGCUAAAAGCAAUGGAAAU